ACAUAAUCUCCCUGUUGACAAUCUCAGAGAACAGAGGAUCGCGAAUGAAUGUCUACAUGGUGUGAUUAGUUUGGAGGACCUGAGUCACGCCUCGGAUGGCAUCAUCGACUGGGUGUUGACCACCACCACUGAAGUUCUCCUCCCUUCCAUCUCCCUGUGCAAAGCUCUGAGAAGCAGAGCCACCUCCAGAUCCUCUAGGACCUCCUCCAGCACCAAGCAGGAUCCACAGAGAAGGACCCCAUCAGAGGCCUCGCUGCUACAGGCCCCAUCAACAUCAACAACACCUCCACACUCUGGUGCCUCCCAGAGAGAGUGAGAAUCAUCCACAAAAUGUCCAGCUUCCUCACAGGGCAGGGUGAAGCUACUGGUCGCCUUCUGGGGAGACAGCCCCUUGGAUCUCUUUUAGGUGGAGAGGUGAGGACGGAUGCUGAGUUAGAACACAUGGCCAGCAGGGUAUUGGCUGUGGUUCUACAGGGGGUCUGGACUAUGACAUCAGAAGGCACCAGCGACCCUGAGAUGGGGGCUCUUCUCUCAGGUAUUCUUAAGAACAUCCCCAUGGUGUUGAAUUCUGCUGUAGCUGCAGCUAGAGAAAGCUCUGAAAGUCAGAGUCGCUUGGAGAUGGUUGACAUUGGACAGAGAAUCAACCCAGGGUCUUUCCUCUCAGACGAGCAUAUCAGCCGCAUUUGCUCAGACAUGGUGACCAGCGCGUACAGCACCGCCAGGUUCUCUGUGUUGGAGGACAAAUCUCUAGGCUUCACUGAUGACAGAACCCUGUCUCCUCCAUCACCGCUGUGUCAGAAGUCGCAGUGCUGCCUGACAGCUGGGGAAGAGACAGGCAGGGCUCCCUCUCUCUCAUGUUCCUCACACUGCAGCCAGACGUCAGGGCAAAGUACUGCCUCCUCCUCCUCUGAUCGUCAGAGUCCAGAUGAGUUCUUCACUCCUGAGGUGAAGCAGAGGAUUAUCAUGGCUGUGGAGGAGAUCAUCACAGAGGGCAGUGAGGACGAAGCCUCUGGAUCCACUGAGCUGUGUGAAGCUGUGUCACUAGGCUCUCGCUGCACCACUCCCACUACCAGCCUGGCAGCCAGCAACAUUUUGUCUGUUGUUCUGCACAGCCUAAAGGACAAUAUUGGUGCUGUUCUGUCCAAAGAGGUCGCCAGGCCAGAGUUGGAAAAGGCUAUCAGCCAAAGCCUGGUCAACUCUGUGAUGGUGACCCUGAAAAGUCUGCUGAUGCUAGAUGCCCAGUUUCCUGUGGUGCAGGGGGACAACUCAACCCUGAAGACCACAGAGCAGAUCCCACAUGGAACCAUGGAGACCCCAGAGCUGAUCCCAGCUAUAACCAUGGAGAGCUCAGAGCUGAUCCCAGCUGUAACCCUGAAGACCACAGAGCAGAUCCCACAUGGAACCAUGGAGACCCCAGAGCUGAUCCCAGCUAUAACCAUGGAGAGCUCUGAGCUGAUCCCAGCUGUAACCAGGGAGACCUCAGAGCUGAUCCCAGACAGAACAAUGGAGACUCCAGGGUGUUCCUCAAACAUAGCUGUGGAUAAGAACCACAUCUCCCUCCAAGAUGAAGACAUGGCUUAUGAGGCCAACAUCACCGCCAACUCUAUCUUUUCCUCCAUCGUGGAUCUGGUGAAUCCCAAAAUGGACAGAAGGUCCACCUCAUCCAGUGGGGGCUCUCAGUAUACAUGCCCCAUGCGUGCCUUCCUGGACUCCAAGGACCUAGCGGGGUUCCUUCGGAGUCCUAACCUCCGCCGCUUCUCUCAGCAACUGAUCUGGCACGUGGCGCAACUGAUCCUGGAGUCUAAAAUGGCGAAGACGAAGUCUGUGAGAAAGUGUUUUUCAUACACGACAGUUGACAACCGGAGUGGAGGCCUUGACUUGUCCACAGAGUUCUCUAAUGAGCUCCUCUACAGCUUUGUGGAGGGGGCGGUCAAGAACCUUCUGGAGACCUUCCUGAGUGUUCCACACAGCCCUCCUGUGGAAUCUUUCAUGGAGGAUUACAGCUGCAUGGAAGAGAGGAACUGGGUGGUCUCUCCCACCCUCUCCCGAAGCAGUAGUGCAUGCCUGGAGAAUGAUAAUGACUCCACAAUCACACAACAGUCAGGCGAAGUGGGCAUCAUCAAGCCCAGCUCUAGGAAAACCAUCAAUGCUCUUCUAUCUGACAUGCUCAUUGACAGUGUCAGAGAACAUCUCCAAGAGGGUCGUGAUGAGGCUGAGCUUGAUCAGACUGCUGCCAGAGUGGACGAACGUCUCCAAGAGGCUUGUGAUGAUGACGAGGUUGAACGUACUUCAAACAACGCUUGCAUGAUGCCGGCCAUGAUGUCAGAGACUUCGUCUAAGUAUUGUCUUGAAGCUGAGGCCACUAAUAGUGAUGUCACUGGCUGUGAGAAGAACCCUGACUCCCUUUGGAUGACAGGGGAACUGGACGAGUGCAGAGCUGAAUCAGUGGACUCAGCUGACACAGAGCACAGCACCUCAUCCUUCAGGCAGUCAAUUACCAGCCAGGCUUCCUUCAAGGCAUCAGAUGCCUCCUCACUGGCCUCACUGGAGACGGUGGUAAACCUCAGCUCUGCUAACAAUGCUGCAUUAACAGCUAACCGUCAGAACAUGGCCGUAACUAAGAGCAGGACAGGGGCAGCAGGUCACAAAGGCUGGUACUGCAUCCCAUGCUGCCACACUGCUGAGGGGACUCCCAUUGAGCAGCCUAAGGUGCCUACAACUCUAUCGACGACAGCGAAGUUUCAGAACAAAAGCCAGAAGAAAUCAUCCAAGCCUUGUAAAGGAAAGAAAUUCAAUAAUUCAGUGGCACCCCUGCAUGUUUCAGCUGCUGCAGAGAAACCCAAGAAACCCUCGUUCGGUUCCCGCUUGUCCACUGCCUUGGUCAGGUUCUUUUUUGGAUGCUGUGGUAUCAAGAAGAAGAUCAGACAGUAGAGAAUCAUAUCAGCCACAAAGUUUAACACCAGACAUAUUUCAACGCUGGGUUUGAAAGAGUAAAACCCACAUAAAUAAACAGACAUAAUUGCACUCAAGU
Oncorhynchus gorbuscha (pink salmon) is the source of this 3031-nucleotide messenger RNA. RefSeq lists its product as uncharacterized. NCBI's taxonomy places the organism in Eukaryota, Metazoa, Chordata, Actinopteri, Salmoniformes, Salmonidae. The record is from RefSeq and is a predicted model, not a curated record. The coding region runs from base 331 to 2931 and encodes 866 amino acids. The transcript has 5 exons.